Loxodonta africana (African savanna elephant) is the source of this 885-nucleotide messenger RNA. It is a transcript of the gene GABARAP, whose product is annotated as GABA type A receptor-associated protein. Lineage: Eukaryota; Metazoa; Chordata; Mammalia; Proboscidea; Elephantidae. The record is from RefSeq and is a predicted model, not a curated record. Gene Ontology annotation, biological process: cellular response to nitrogen starvation; autophagy of mitochondrion; macroautophagy. Gene Ontology annotation, cellular component: autophagosome; cytosol; autophagosome membrane. Bases 128 to 481 code for a protein of 117 amino acids. The transcript has 4 exons. Gene Ontology annotation, molecular function: GABA receptor binding; ubiquitin protein ligase binding.
AAGUGGCGCAAGUCCUGGGGAUCGCUCCGCUGAGUCCUCCCUUGAGUCGCCUCCGUCGCCGCCGCCCCCCAUCCCGACCCCCCCGGGUUCCCUCAGCCCAGCCCGGUCCAGCCCGGUACCCGGGAGGAUGAAGUUCGUGUAUAAAGAGGAGCAUCCGUUCGAAAAGCGCCGCUCUGAGGGCGAGAAGAUCCGAAAGAAAUAUCCGGACCGGGUCCCGGUGAUAGUAGAGAAGGCCCCCAAAGCUCGGAUAGGAGAUCUGGACAAAAAGAAAUACCUGGUGCCUUCUGACCUCACAGUUGGUCAGUUCUACUUCUUGAUCCGGAAGCGAAUUCAUCUCCGAGCUGAAGAUGCCUUGUUUUUCUUUGUCAACAAUGUCAUUCCGCCCACCAGUGCCACAAUGGGUCAGCUAUACCAGGAACACCACGAAGAAGACUUCUUUCUAUACAUUGCCUACAGUGAUGAAAGUGUCUACGGUCUGUGAAGCUGCUGCCCCUGAGGUGGGGGGGGGGGUCCCAUUCUACAAAGACAAAGGUGGCCCCCCUUUCUUGACCUACUCCUCUUCAGGCUCCAACACCACUUGAGGCUUUCUCCAACCCCUCCUAGCAGGAGGAGUAAUAGUGGAGAUGGCCCCUAGUACCUCUCCUUUCUCUUUUCCUCUUCACCUUUCUCUGCUCCCUUUCCCAUUCUGCUUCGGUUUUCUUGGUUGUCAAUUUCACAUCCAGGGAUUGUUUUGGUUUCUGUUCCCUUUCUAACCACCCAAGGGGCUCAGAGCCCCAACACUCCCUUUCACUGCCUUCUAUUUUGGGGGUAGAUGAAAGGGACUGAAAUUGUGGGGGGAAAGGUAGGAGGCAUAUCAAUAAAGAGGAAACCACCAAGCUGAAUGGA